CUUACGCCUCACAGCAGCCUGAGGCUAGACACGGAAUGGUUACUCCACCUCAGCUCACAUGCUUCUCUGUACUGAAGCAAAUGAUCUCCCCAUGUUUCAUUUUGAACAGCUAAAAGAACGGCUAGGCUCAUCUCCCAGUGACCGACGAUAUGAAAAGAUAUUUGGUAAUGAGAAGGAUUGCUUGGCCAUGGUCGAGGAAAGACAGUACCCAGAAUGAGUCCACUCCACUUUUGCCAAAAACAGAAUCUGCAAAAAGGGAUAUUGACGAGGAGGAGGCUGGCCAACUAUCUAUUGAAUUUCAAGCAGGCACAAACAAUGGACAGGACAGUCCGGCACUCGCAAGGAUCCAACACUAUUACAGUUAUUCUUUAAUGGACUACGUCCUAAAAUAUUUACUAAUAAUCUGCAAUCUGGUGUUUACAGUCCUGGGCCUGAUGGUUCUUGGUGUUGGUAUGUGGGGCCUCAUCAACAAAGAAUCAUUUGCUCAGGAGAAAAUUGCGAGUAUUGGCACUGAUCCAAUGCUGAUACUUGUGACUUUAGGCCUCCUGCUAACCAUGCUCUGCCUAUCAGGCUGUGUAGGUGCCUUAAGAGAAAAUUGCUUCUUACUGAAGCUGUUCUCAGCCACAGUGCUGGUGCUCAUCACAACUCAGGUGCUGCUCACCAUUAUUGCCUAUAGUCUACAAGAACAGGUAGAAGGAUUUCUGCGGUCGAGUAUGUUAAUUGCCAUGGCACGCUACCAAGAUGAUCUGGACCUAAGAUUCAUUGUAGAUGAGAUUCAGUCAAAUCUGCAGUGCUGUGGGGCAGAGAAUUACCGCGACUGGGAGAACAACAUAUAUUACAACUGCUCAGCUCCAGGAGUGCUGGCCUGUGGUGUCCCUGCAACGUGUUGUGUGGACCCUUUAGAGAAUGGCACAGUGUGGAACUCUCAGUGUGGUGUAGGAGCCCAGGCGCUAGAUGAGUUUACUGCUCAGAGUGUGAUCUUCCUGGGCGGCUGUCUGGGGGGAAUCUCUCGGUGGAUCGUGCAGCACGAGGGCCUCAUAGGGACAGUUGCAAUUGUCGUUCUCGGGGUCCAGAUUCUUACUCUGUUAAUCACUACACGAUUGUUGGAAAGAAUCCAUUGGCAUAAAGUUUACAUAAUGAAGUCAUGAAUAUAGUAUGCUAUUGAAACAGUCAUGUCUGAUUUUGAAUCCUGGUAUUAUUUGUCUCAUAAUAAAUUCAAACUCAAUAAGAUUUUUUUUUUUAUCAAGUUUUAAACCCCAUAAAAAAAAUUAUAUAAUAUUUCACCUAUCCCCCAACAAAGCCUGAAUAGGUUGGUCUAAACGUCUCUUUUAAAUUGAAAUGGGAAUUGUAAAUACAUGUAUUCUUUUUUAUUAUUAUUAUUAAUAAUAAUAAAUAUUAAUUAUUA
Mugil cephalus (flathead mullet) is the source of this 1405-nucleotide messenger RNA. RefSeq names its product tetraspanin-10 (gene tspan10). The record is from RefSeq and is a predicted model, not a curated record. The transcript is spliced from 3 exons. The coding region runs from base 150 to 1148 and encodes 332 amino acids. Lineage: Eukaryota; Metazoa; Chordata; Actinopteri; Mugiliformes; Mugilidae. Gene Ontology annotation, cellular component: membrane.